This is a messenger RNA of Closterium sp. NIES-65, 555 nucleotides long. NCBI's taxonomy places the organism in Eukaryota, Viridiplantae, Streptophyta, Zygnematophyceae, Desmidiales, Closteriaceae. The record is from the annotation of a GenBank genome assembly.
AUGGCGCUGGCGAUCGCGUCCAUGGCGGUCGUGCUCGUCUUCUGCGACGGGUCGCUCUUCGGGUACCAUCCCGCGGCGCUCGCGCUCGGCUUCGUAUUCCUCAUGGGAGAGGGUGUCAUCGCCGCUGCUGUCGGCAAGGGACGGCAACGACCUCUCUGGAUCAACAUCCACGCCCUACUCCAAGGCCUGGCAGGCGCCGCCAUUGCAGCCGGAACCACCGCCAUCUACCUCAACAAAACCCGCCUCGGCAAACCGCACUUCACCACUCUCCACUCUCGGCUCGGCCUCGCAGCGCUGGUGCUCUCUGCAGGCAUUGCUGUGGGCGGUGCUGUGGUGAAGUAUCUACCUGCUGCUGGGGUGGGUGUGGGUGUGGUGGAGGCGACACGGCGUGCGCACAAGCAGUUUGGCUCUGUGGCGUUUUUCUUAGGAGUGGCGGUGUGUGUGAAUGGGCUCCGACUCACCAACCCUUCCAGCCCUGUGUACAAGGUGAGGGUAGGGGGGAGCUGGGGGAAAGGUGGGCAUAAGGAAGAGUGGAUGUGGGGUGAAGGUGGGUGA